This is a messenger RNA of Sungouiella intermedia, 1044 nucleotides long. The record is from the annotation of a GenBank genome assembly. NCBI's taxonomy places the organism in Eukaryota, Fungi, Ascomycota, Pichiomycetes, Serinales, Metschnikowiaceae.
AUGAAAGACUCAAAGGAGUUCACACUAAUCUUCUCUGUAUUGGGGCUUUAUGCGCUGUUCCUCUCGUGGUCACUCCUCCAGGAGAGAAUCAACACCAAACCUUAUGGCUACGCAGACUCUCAACCGAUAUUCUUUAGGGCACCUUUGGUGACCAACACCAUUCAGGCACUUUUUGCCUCGUUUGUUGGGUUUGUGUACUCUCUUGUGGCACAUAGGAAGAGUCCGUUUGCCAUUUUCUCAAAUCCAAAGGAACAUGGAAGUACCAGCGGUGCCACAUUCUUCAAGUACUUUGCGGUGAUUGCAUUAACAUCCAGCUUAUCGGCUCCAAUAGGUUAUCAGUCGCUCAAGCACGUUGACUAUUUGGCUUACUUGUUGGCCAAAUCGUGCAAGUUGCUUCCGGUGAUGCUCGUCCACUUUGUGCUCUACAGAACGAAGUUUCCUCCUCACAAGUACAUGGUCGCAGCCAUGGUGACAGCAGGAGUUACAAUGUUUACAUUGGGCCACUCGGGAAGCAAGAAAGAGUCUCUCAAUGAUGGGAAUACGCUCUUGGGAAUGUCACAGCUUGUGGCGUCCAUGCUUCUUGACGGCUUGACCAACUCCACCCAGGAUCAGUUAUUUAAGCUUCGCAGCAAAACGACCAAGGUCACUGGUGCGUCAUUGAUGUGUAUUUUAAACUUGAUGGUGUUUGCAUUGACAUUCUCGUACAUGGUGGCUUUCAAGUUCGACUCAGAGUUGGUGUACACCUAUAACUUCAUCAAAAGCUAUCCAAGAGCAUUAGUGGACAUAUUGUCAUUCGCUGUUUUUGGAGCGGUGGGACAGGUGUUUGUAUUUAUAAUUUUGGAGAAGUUUGACUCCUUGAUUUUGGUGACUGCGACAGUGACUCGCAAGAUGAUCAGUAUGAUUCUCAGUGUGGUCCUCUUUGGUCACCAUUUGAACAUUUGGCAAUGGGGUGGUGUUGUUUUGGUUUUUGGAGGCAUUGGCUACGAGUCUUACGUGAAGAUUGCAUCCAAGAAGGAGAUGAAGAAGAAGAAGAAGGCUGAAUAG